Nestor notabilis (Kea) is the source of this 291-nucleotide messenger RNA. It is a transcript of the gene RAB33A, whose product is annotated as RAB33A, member RAS oncogene family. NCBI's taxonomy places the organism in Eukaryota, Metazoa, Chordata, Aves, Psittaciformes, Psittacidae. The transcript has a single exon. Gene Ontology annotation, molecular function: GTP binding; GTPase activity. Gene Ontology annotation, cellular component: endosome; Golgi apparatus. The annotation marks the transcript as partial. The record is from RefSeq and is a predicted model, not a curated record.
CGCUACUACCGAAACGUGCAUGCUGUCGUCUUCGUUUAUGAUGUCACGAAGAUGUCAUCCUUCACUAACCUCAAGACGUGGAUCGAGGAGUGCAAUGGGCACGCGGUGUCCCCCCUUGUCCCCAGGGUGCUCGUUGGGAACAAGUGUGACUUGAAGGACCUGAUCCAAGUGCCAUCCAGCAUGGCCCUCAAGUUCGCCGAUGCUCAUAAUAUGCUUUUGUUUGAGACCUCGGCCAAGGACCCUAAGGAGAGCCAGAACGUGGAUGCCAUCUUCAUGUGCCUGGCCUGCCGG